GAGGCUGAUGCUGAGCAUCCAGAGGGAUCUGUGUCUCAGUUUCCCCAGGAAGAGCUGGGUUGAGAGGCUGGCUUGGGGAUCCUAAAGGCAGCCCAGUGUGGUAGCCAGCCCAUCCUCUCCUCUCCAGUCUGCCAUGAAGGAAAUGUUGGCCGGACCCGGCUCCCGAGACAAGAAGUCUGGCCAGUAUCUCCUAGACUCGGAGGAUGACCAAGGGCUGAUUGUCAUCGGCAAUGAAAGUACCUCUGGGCACAGCUGGGGGGGAGACGGAGGGUGGGAGGGCACAGGGGGCCUGCAGACUGCUGGCUUGUCCCCCAGCCAAGCUCCCCCUGGCUCCCCUGACCCUGGGCAGCUCCUUCUGGUUUCUUCUUCCAGUUCCCCUCGUGGAAAGGCCCAAGACACCAAAGCGUGGGGACAGCCGGCCUGCCAGCCCCAGCGGCAAGACAGAGGGCAAAGAGAAGGACGAGACUGCAAGCAGCGACAUGCCCUCCGCUGGGGAAAGUGACAUGGGACAGAGUGACAUGGGACAGAGCAGGGCACGGAGUGCCAUGGCACGGAGGGGCAUGGGACUGAAGGACAUGAGGCGAUCAGGUGACACAGGACAGAAUGACAUGGAACAGAAGGACAUGGGAAGGAGUGUGCAAUGGAGCAACAGAGGACGGGAUAACAUGGGACGGGAUGACAUGAGACAGGAUGACAUGGGACAGAGGGACAUGAGACGAAAGGUGCAAUGGAGCGAUGCAGGAGAGAAUGGCAUGGGACAGAAGGGCAUGGGGAAGAGUGUGCGAUGGAGUGACAGAGGAGGGGAUGACAUGGGAUGGGAUGACAUGGGACGGGAUGAGAUGGGACAGAAGGACAUGGGACAGGAUGACAUGGGACAGAUCAAGAAUGAAGAGAUCGAGAUAGACAUCUCUGAGGUAAAGGCUCUUCCCAGCUCUCUGGACAGUCCCCCUGAGAUGACUGACAUGGGAGAGAUCAAGGAAGAAGAGACCAAGACGAGCAUCUCCAAGGCUCCUCCCCAUGUUCAGACAAAGAGUUCAGAUGGCAGUUUCACCACCUCAGAAAUGCAUCCAAGAGCCCCUGGCAGCCGUGUCCCAGUCCAGCAGGUGCAGUCAGUAGGAGGCCACCCAGGAUCCCAGGACCUCUGGGUCCCAGCUGAGAGCAUGGCUGGGACUAGCAGGAUGCUCCUAAGGGUGCCCUCUUCCGAGUACGCACCUUGUGACCCGCUUGUGAAGAUGUCUGCCCAACGCUCUGAGUUCCUCCCGUCCAUGCCGCCGGCAUUCCCCGGGCUCUCCAUGCGCCUGCCCCAUCUCCGCAGGCAGGAGCAGAGGGAGGAGGCGGCCGACGGCUAUUCCCGCAGAUCGCCGAUGUACUCCGGGGGAAAACACACCAGCGUCAGCGCCGUGCAGCGCAUGGAGCCCCUGCUUCCAGACCCCAACAUGCCUGGCACGUACGAAUUGAUGGGCAAGGAUGGAGUCGUGUACCGGGGCCGGAUUCCCCCGGACUGA
Messenger RNA from Serinus canaria (Common canary), 1505 nucleotides. RefSeq lists its product as uncharacterized. The record is from RefSeq and is a predicted model, not a curated record. Bases 231 to 1505 code for a protein of 424 amino acids. NCBI's taxonomy places the organism in Eukaryota, Metazoa, Chordata, Aves, Passeriformes, Fringillidae. The transcript has 6 exons.